GCUUGCAGGCGUCGUGCCCGCGACAUCUCCCGGGGGCGUCGCAGAGUGCACCGGAAAACUUGCCCUUGCACAGCAUAGCCAGAAUACUUUACUCGCGUGGAAAAACUUCACCAAUUGCAUACUUGCGACCUUUUCCCAUUUAUUUAUUUUUUAAAGUUGCCGAGUCUUUCCCGCUUCUUUGCAAAUGCUCCAGAAGAGUGCCGUUUAUAUAUGUAUUUCAUUUUAACCGCAUUCCUCUAUCCCUUGGUGUAUUCCAAAGGGAAAAGGAAGAUGUUUCCAGUGUCCCGUUUCAGAUCUCGUGAAAAAAAAAAAAGCUGGCCCGUGGGCAAAACUGUUGGCUCGAUGUUGCUUCCUCUUUUUCCAAUGAUUAAUGCUUCUCAUUAACGGGAGGAGAACUGGCAGAACCAGCUUAAAGAAAAAAAUACUGACCUGACCACAAGAAAGGGUUAUUUUCCAGCACUGCAGGUGUACACAGUGUUUUACUGAGCAGCGAAGGAGCCCCAGCCCCAAAUAUCCAGCAGCCUUCUGGAUCUGGUCCCGCUGGUGAGGUUUGACUCCCCAUAAGACCGGCAGAGCGUGAGCACACUGCCUGGGUUGGGCUUCAUGUCCCCUAAAUUUCCGUUUGUGCAAUCACCAAGAUUAUAAGCAAUGAAAAUGGAAAGGGAAAUGACUGUUUCAACUUUCUAAUGUAUUGUGUAUAAACCCCACAAUAGACACACAUCCCUGAUGAGGACAGUGCAUUUUUUGCUUUCAAGUGCAGGCUGCAAUGGGAAACGAAAGUAUUCAGAUGAUGGCUGGUUGCUUCUUGCAAGGAGCGCUUUGACCAAAGGUGCUCCUGCUCUAAAAACAAUAGUUUAGCACGGGGCUGAGCAACGUAAGGCUCUUGAAUCACUUGCAGUCUGCGAAGAGCUGAAGUGUCAGCACUGUUGAUGUGGCUGGUGGAAGGACCAUGUUAGCGAGGGAAGGGCUGGUUAGCUGGAACCGCUCACUGGGAGGAUUUGAGGUAGCCGUGGGAGAUGCUGAAGGUUGCGCUGGCUCUUGGCUGGAUGCUGAGUUGACCGAUCCCGCUCCAGUGUGGAGUAGCAGGACCAGGGGAAGCCGCUGUUCCUCCUGCCUGGGAGUUGUGUCUAAAGCUGCUGCUCCUUCUGGCUGGCUGAGGGAUGUGAGGGAGGUCCGGCAGCUCCAAGGUCAGUGCUGGCCUUGCAGAGCUGGCUGGUUUCGGGAGAGUGGCCUAUUGCUCCUCUAGCGUCUGUGUGAACCAUGCGUGGAACACAGUGCUUUCUGGGCCGGUUUAUGGGAGGCUGUCAUUGUGAGCCUUACUGGCCACUGGUAGAAAUUACUUGCACUUUUCUUUCACAGUUUAAGGCGAAGGAUUAUUCUGAGGGUAAUACCUGUCUUCAAAUAUUAAGGACAAAAGCAAGGACUUGUCUGAAACCUUAUUUUUGAUGUACUGAGGCGAGGUCAGUCUUACUGGGAUGGGAUGUGAGCAGGCUGUUUGAUUGUAUUCCUUGCUGGAAAGUGAUGGACUUACCUGAAAUGGGUAGGAUUGUCCAUGAACACUGCAAGAGGACCCUGAAGUGGGAGAUCUCCUCUGCUGCAGAGGCUGGCUUUGUGAUCAGGGGGCCACAAGCAUUGCAGCGAGUGGAAGUUGCUGCUCUGAGUCAGGAAUCAGAAUAAAGAAUGUAUAUUGAGCGAAAAAAUUACAAGCCCGGGCAAGAGGGGUCUUUGAUCUUUUAUAAAGAGUACCAUGUAUACCAUGUAUACUUUAUCCUUUUGGUGGUGGGUUUUUGUUGUUGUUGUUUUUUUGGUUUUGUUUUUGGUUUUUUUUAGUAUUCUUUUUUUCCUGUUGGAACUUCUGUCUCAUGCUGAUUCUCAAACGAAGCUGUGUUUUUUUGAGUUUUUCCCCCAUGUCCAUUUGUGCAAAAGAAGUACGUGCUUUUACCUGUCUUUUUUACUCUUAAUUUGCUGUUAGCAGAGCCUUUCUGUUGCUGGUUUGCUACUAACCAUUUCCAGAGCUCUUUUAAUAAUGCCUAAUAUUGACGACAUUUUUGGAGUAGCAUAUUUAAAAUUGUUAUUGCCAAUCCAGUGUUGUUGGCAUGCGUGUGAAUGGAGGGACUAAACAUAGUCCCAAAGACAAAAUGUUUUUGAGUUUUUUUGCUUGACAAUCAAAUAAUAAUACUGUAGAUUAAUUGGGGGACCUCCAGAAGGAAGAAAUAAGCUUCUCAAACGUGAUCUGAAGAUACAAGGCUGUAAGAAGUAAUGACUCUUGCUCCCAGUGGUGUGAGGGCAGGUGGGAAUUUUUGGUGCCUGCUUUGUAUUGGGAUAGUCUGUAUCUGAGACCUGCGAACAACUGGUUUUCCUAAGAAAGCCAAAACAAGCAAACAUCACUUUUAUUCUUCAGUUUGGAUUGCAGUUUUCUGGCAUUUUAAGAAAUCGGGAGUCAGUUGGACAGGCAUCUGGGUGUGCUUGGCUUGUCUUCUCGAAUCAGUGUUUGGUUCUGUGAUCUGGGCUCUCACCUGAGUACAAGUCCUUCAGUCCCAAGGGCUGAGAGCAGCUUGGGGUACAGGCAUAUCCGGUGUCAGGGGUUCGGCGUGUGCAGUAUCAGCUGGCAUCGGGAAAGCAGCAGAAUUCCUCCUGGCCUGCCACUGGGCAGCCCUGCCGUGGGAUGCUGGCUUUGCUGCUCUGCAUCUCGCCCCUUGCUGUCGUGUUUGUGGCUCUUCUGUUCUCCUUGUGACCUCUUCUCUGCUACUGAAAGUGUUCUUAAAUAAAGCUUCUAGACCAAUGAUCCUUCUAAAGCUGUGUAGUGAAAUGUUGCUUUUCAGGAAUCCCUGCUAAUUAAACUUGUCCAUGCAAGUGGAUUCCACUAGCAAGCCCACCCUCCCAAAGGAACAGCAGAGAGGACAAGGUGAGAGACAGGUUUGUAACCCUGUGUUUAACCUUCGAGGAAGGUGAGGGAAAAAUGCUUCAGAAAGGGAGGAGGUUUACAGGUAAAAGAAGCCAAACAAAGACUGAUGGAAGACACAAAGAAGUCCUGUGGCUUCUUUGGAGGGUGUCAGCAACCAAGGUGGAUGAAGAAGAAACCUGGUAAGGAGGGCAACACAAGCAUUCCAUGUUAGAGAAGUUUUUCUGUAAAAUUCCCACCACGUGAUAGGCACUACAUUACUAAUAGAAAAGGCUAUGAGGAUUGAGAGCAAGGAGGGAAAAAAAGCAGAGGCGAACGGGGUAAAUGUUGACUUGUCAUCUAGAGUGACACAGUGUGGGUUUUCAGAGGUCUAGUCACUGUCCUCACCAUGUAGACUUCGGACUUCAGCUAGUCAGUGAAGGUGGUACGAGCACUGUCAAUUUUCCUCCUUUCAUCCCAAACCCUGCAAAUAAUAGCAAGAACCUCUGUUUCUGCUGAGAGACAGUCAAGCAAUUAAAAAUACUGACACUUAAACUUUCUUGUUGUGCACCCUGGUCGUUGGUCCACUUGUGUGAGCAGGACAGCUCGUAUCUGUGAGAGCUGUCAUUCAAAGGCCUCCUCACUCUGCAAGGCAGGCAGCACACUGGUGUUUCAGACUCGGAACAGUUCCUCUGCAGUCAGAAGGUAAAAACAUUAUACAUAUAAUUUAAGGUCUGAGCAGCAGAAACUGGCAGCCUCCAGAGAGCUCAGUAAUGCGUACUGCAGAAGGCUGUUCCAAUGCAGUCCCUCGGUCCCGGACAGCCAUCAAUAAGGGGCCCAUCAGAAGGGUAUCUGUAAGAAAAGUCAUCCAAAUUGAGCACGCCCUGAUAAAUGGCUUAGUUUCUCUGCCCCUUUUCUUCUCCCCUCCUGAGGCUCUGGCUUUGCAGCCAGGCUAGUUUUACACUGAGUGUAGUGACUUGUCCCAGAGAAGGAUCUGCAAGUGUUGGCGUUGAGCCUUGCCGGGACUGUCACUGCCAGGGGCUCCGCCAGACCUGUGCCACUGUCAAUUGGGGGCCAGCUUUUGCUGGUGAACGCUUGAGCGUGGGUACUGGGGAUGAUGCAUGAGCACUGAGUUGUGAAAGUGAAUGGGAGGUGAUAUGGGGGGUUACCUCAUGCAGCAGCUCUGGAAUUGCUUUAAUUAGCUACCCAUGAGAGCCAGUGGUGCUCCCACCUUGCACAGCAAGAGCUGAUGCUCUGAGCAUUUUGUCCAGGUGCCCCAGCCAGGUUGUCCCUGCGUGCUGGGAGUGCUGGCCACAGGCUCCUGAGUGUGGGUCUGGGUGCUGUGGACACACAGCGCCCGUGGCCCCACAGACUUGCUACAGUGUUAGAGGCUGGUAAUUGGAGCUGGUGUCGGGACAUCAGCUGUUUCCAGGCUGAUAACUGAUGUAAAAUAUUGCCCAGUACAUUCCUUUUUAGUACAAUGAAGCUUUAGUUUGAGAAUGUAUCAUAUAAACUGUAUCACAAUAUCCUGAGUGGGGUUAAAUGUGGUUCUUCAACUGCAGACUCAAACAGCUGAACAGACUACAUGUACACAGCAUCUUCCUUGAAAGGUGUUAUAAAUUUGGUUUGGAUUACCUUUCCACUCCUGGCAUGUUCCUCUUUACACCUUUCGUUUGGAUACACCUUGACUUGGUUGUGUCUGUGUAUAUCAGGAGGUUUUGCUGUUUGGUUGUUUUUUGGUUUUUAAUUUCUUCUGAGACUGCUGGAAUACUUCACGUGGCCUGCUGCUUUCUUUAAAUUGGAGACUUUUUGCUUGGAAAGGCUAAUGUGAAUGCUAAAUAUGCCACAGUUUGCAGAGUCUAGUCCUUUUAUCCCUUCAGAGGAAAUUAGUGAAAACACUUGGAAACUGACUGAAGGAAAAAUCAAUACCAUUGAGACAUGAACAUAGUUUUGUGAACAAUAAAAUACCUUCUAGAGUUGUCAUGUGUAACACACCUAGGCAUGCAGAUUGUCUUUUUUGAGCUCAAAUGAGAUCAAUAAACUUCUGAAGAAUAGAAGCUUUUUAAUUACUGGAUUUCUCUUUCCUUCAUGACUGGGAAGAGAACUUACUUACGUAUGAUAUGCAUGUAAGUUGCUUUCUUCCUUGAGAAAUUUUUUGUAAAUCGUGUAUGUGGUGACGGGCCGCUGGAUGGGUGCAGCGGUACCUGACCCUCCGUGCAGAAUCCCACCAGCUAGCGCUGCAUUGCUCUUGGAAAGGCAGUACCUCCAUGAGGAUGGAUCCACUUACAGUGUCUCCUGGAUGUGUUAAGAGCUAGUACCACGUAAAUCAGAUGCUAACAUACGUUCUUAAGGUCUGAUGGACUUAACUCUGGUGACUGGUUGGUUUUGUUGGGGUUUUUUGUGGGCUUUUUUGGGGUUGUUUUUGGUUGAUUUGUUUGCAUUGGUUUGGGGUUUGUUUGUUUGGGGUUUUUUUGUGGAUUUUUUUGGUGUGUUUUGGGUUUGUGUGGGGUUUUUUUGUUUGUUUGUUUUUAGUUGUUUUGUUGUUUUUUUUUUUUUUUUUUAAACUAGGUCUCAUUCUGUAGUCAGGUGUUGAAAUGUUGCUUUUGAAUUCUUUUGGGGUAGUCAGUGAACUUUCGUAGUCCCUCGGUGACUUGCAUACAUGAAGUCACUGUGACAUGCUCCCUCUUCUUCUGGAACUUGAAUCAAAUGAGUUCUUGGGCUCUUUCCAUACUUCUGCUAAUCAGCAUUUUAAAAAUGUCUGUAGUAUAGAAGACCAGGUAUUUCUGUGGAACCCAAUGCCUUUAUGUAGAAGAUGCACUUGAGGAGCAGGGGUUGAAAGACCAGAAGUGCUUUGCCCCUUCUGGAAAUUUUUUUGUAGUUAGCUGAGUUAGGAUAUACGAGAUCUGACCACCCCGCUUUCUGUGUGGAAGGGAACGUGCAGAUCAAAUGGUGGUGAAUUCAGCACACGGAUAUCUGAUUUCUUGGCAGAUCUGACACUGGGAGUAUCUGGACUGCUGCCUGCCGAGGGAAAAGGGGGUCGUUGUGACCCAUGCUCAACCAGUACUCAUCCAAGCGGUGUAACAUGAGCCCCUAACCUGUAGACAGAUUUACCAGCCCUGAAUAAUGUCUGUUGUACUGUGAGAUCUUAUCUCCCUAAUGGCCUGCAAGAGGGUACAAAUGAGGAGAAAUAAAUAUGUCUCUUGCUUUUGCUUCCUCUGCAUUUUGUGGGACAGUUGAUUUGUCUUGUUCUGCCUGGGGUGUUUGUUAGUGCUUUUAAAGGACUGAGCUAGUUUGUUAGAAUUUUGGGAGCAAAUGAAAAUAUUAUUUGCUCCUACCUGCUCGUUUACCCCCACAAAUAUUUCCCUUAUUGCUGAACAAAUGAAGAGAAAGGAGCCACUUGUAAGCCCAAGUAGAGUGAAACCACUGUAACAGACAUAGAGGAACCAUCAUGUAACAUCUCCCAACAGAAAUCAACAGGCACCAACUAGACAGGUGGUACCAAAGCAGGAUUCGUCUUUAUUUGGUGUCUGUACCCACAAAUCCCAUCUGAAUGAGGAUCCCCCUGCAGCUGAGACUACCUUCCUACAGGUGUUUGUGCCACAGAGCCCUUACUAUUUGGUGUUUGAUUCCUGAAGCUUUUGAGUUGGGUGGUGGGAAGGGGCAUUGCUCAGCAGCCAGGUGCCUUCUGGAAGUCCAGAGGUCGCUUGGAGGGAUGUCGUAUGACUGUAUCAAGGGUGAAGUUGUGCUUUUUAUGUGCCGGAAUUUAAGGACAGUCUUACAAAAAUCACAGUGUAUAUAAAAGCAGACCAGCGUUUGGCUGUCACCAUUAAGUGUGCUGUUGGCUUUGUGCAGGAAAAGGGUGUUCUGGUGAAAUUCAUGGAGCUUUCUGACUCCAUGGGGCAGUUUGAAUUUCACGCGUAGCUUGGCCGUGUGUUCAAGCCUGUCCGUUCUGUCCGUCCAUCCCUUCUAACACCACUAAACAUUUAACAGUGGAAGAAAAAGGCAGAAUACUGCAGGUAGCCUUUUGUAUUUUUACUAGGAAAAAAAAAAAAAAAAGUCAAAGCUAGAACUUCUAGAAGAGUGUUGAGUGAAAGGCCAUCUCAUUAAAAGAUGGAUGUGCUCUCCAGAGGGUCUAAUUUAGACACUGAGGAAAUAUACGUGGAGCUGAUUGCUGGCUGGGUGCCAGUCACUGAAGGGCACCGGAGGCUGAAAUGCCAGGCAGUGCUGGUAGUGCUGGCACUUCAGCCCGUGACGGUUGGGUUGCAUGAAUUAUCUCUCUGCCUUCCAGCUAAUUUUAUCCUGUUGGUUUUUCAUGAAUCAUUUCCCAUCUCUGGGGGUUAGAAAUUAAAGUGGAAGUUUGCUAGCCAGAAUAGCCACAUCUGCUAUUUAGAAAGUAGUGUCUGGGGUUUGCUUCCUGCCCACCCCCACGCCUUCCCUUCUCUUUCCCUUUUUACCUCCGUCAGUUUCAAAUAUGUGAAUCACCGGUGUCGCUCACCCACGGAGGUUUUUAGGCUGACCAGCCUGCGCAAGUGUGUGCCCUGUGCCGUGUGACGGGUCCCAGGCGCACAGCGAGGCUGUGGGGACCUGACUGGGGCGCCUUGAAUUUCCUGCUCCUGUCUUAUAAAGCAUUAAAGGCACUCCAGCAUCUUUUCCCUCUCCCAGCACAGCAGAAGAGUGGGAGCACUGCGGUGGCCCAGCCUGCUGAGCGCUUCCUCACUCCAGCCUUUUUGCUUGUCUGCAGAGGGAAGUAGGAGGUCGUUCAGGCAGUAAAUUCACAUCUCUGCUUUCUAGAAGAGUGAUGAAAAACUUGACUUUUCCAGACCCAAACAUAGCUUCCCUUUGUUGAGUUGUGUGUGCUUGCUUGCGAUCAAGGCUGCCAUCUGGGCCAGCGGCAAGGAAAGGAUAAGCUGAUUGUCCAGAAGUUGAGCUCCAUAAGCAGGGAUCCAGGGACCCGCAUGGGAGUUGCAUAGCCUGGGUCCUGCAGUAUAAGGAAAGUUUUGCUGGCAGCUGUGCUUAGGAGAAAGCACAUUCCUUUGAAACUAAGUGAGUGCUAGAUAAACAAGAGGAGUUCUCUAGCUUGCUGACGUUCAUUUUUAAUCAGUCUUGGUGCAUCACAGCAAAUCCGGGAGACUGGAAGAGUGAUUGCUUUGGAACAGUUCUGAAAAUGGCCAAGUGGAUGGCCAAGGAAAUGAUAGGUUGGGUAGCAUGAUACCAGUCCGGGGUAUAAAGUAGUUCCUGCUUGAAACCUGAUGUUAUGGAAAGUGUCUUGUACUUCCAAACAAGUCUGAUGUUGUCCUUUGAGAAGCUUACUGUUGGUUUAAAGAAAGAUCUGUAGGUGUUCUAUAUUUAGGUAUAUAAGACAGAUAACUCAGGGCAUGAGAACCCAAUUAAUAUGUAAUGCCAAAGAAUAUCAAUAAAAUACGAGUGGCUUAGGAAGUGAAGGUAGUGAUUGAUAGAGAGUCAGCAUCCAAUAAAUAAACUGAAGUGGCAGUAUAAACAGUAAGGAGGAUGAAGGAUACUCUAAGCUAAAGGACAGUAUUAGCAUGCUAAUAAAUCAACCAUUAGUGGAUUGACUUUAACAUGAAUGCAGAAAAUAGUUUUCCCAAAGAUCGAGGCCCUGGCAUUGCUGCCUGAGACGAGGGAGCAAAUAAUACAGCUAUUUUAAGCUAGAGCUUGAUCAUUUUACAGAAGAGUCUCUGCAACAUGAUAUGUGGAGACUGUGUUUUCAAAGAAGUAGACUCGAUGACCCUUCCCUUCAAAUGACGGGAAGAGAAAAGCCAAUUCUGCCUGACACUUACUCAAUGAUGCAGAAGAAAGCGUAACUCACAGCUGGCAAAAUGUGUAGAUGAAACAAGUUUUGUGAAUUGUAGCUAUUGAUAGGGGCAGGACAGAGAAACACGGUUUGUUUGGUAAAUGGACCCACUGAAACAAAAUCAUUUUCAUGCAGACAAGUGAAGAGUUAUGAACCUGGAAAGGCGUGUCCUGAAUGUGAUGUGCAGAGGGAGGGCUGUGUCCCAGAUGGGGGGCUCAGAAGGGGCAGGCAGGUUUGGGGAGCUUUCUGUGCCAGGUCUGUGCUGGAAAAGACGGCUGUGAUUUUGGACACACAAAUGGGGAGGUAAUGAAUCAGGGUGAUGAGGUAGUUUUAUGUCUGUAACCCUUACGUGUUUAUUUCAGAUGCAGUCUUGUAUCAGUGUGGCUUUCUGGUGCCAGCAUCUUAAAAUAAUGUAGAGAAAAUUGGAAGAGUUACACAGAAUGAUGAAAAUUAUUGGAAAGCUGAGAGGAUGCUGCAUGGGUACAUAUCCGGAGCUCUCCCAUGUAUGUGUUUUUAUUCAGUUCUUAUCACUAUUUCUAUCCAAACACCUUUCAGUAGUGCCUUAAGGAACUAGGCUUACACCUCCCACUUGGUUGUACUCUUAUUCUGUCCUUGGGGAGAAAAGCAUUGGUGGAGUAGCAUCUUGUUUUAGUACUGGGGUUUUGUGCCUGUUUAUUUUAACUUCAUAAAUGUAGGUAUAUAUUUACAUUGAAGAAGCCAAAGGCAAAGAAGUGCAACUGGCAGUUCUGACCAAAGAUGGUGAGGUUUGUUACAGCCAUUAACCUGGGAAGCAAUUCUUUCCAUUUGCUCAAAGCAGCGUCCCAACACGCUGGGAAUUGCAGCCUUUCCCACCAGGCUGCAGGGCCCUUUGGAAGAACUGCUGACUGGUGCCCAGAACUAGGGAGAUUCACAUAUAACUUAUCCGUGAUGGGGAUUAACAGUUGAAAUGAACUUCUGAUGAAGUACUGGCUUCUCAUACUGUGGCUAGACUCACAUGGAGAUUUUGUCCUGUUUGUAGGCAAAAGGUGAGGGCACAUGAUGUACAGAGGAUGAGGUUGACCUAAUUCUCCUUUCCAUCCUUAAACUAUGAAUCUGUGAGAUCAAUACAGAGAGCCAAAUACAGCAAAAAUUAGAAAUUUCUGGUUCAAGGGAAUUAUUUUUAAUGUGUUUUCAAAACACAAGUCAUUUGCUUACUCUUUCAGCUGCAGUCAAUAGCUGCCAAGGCUUGGUGGUAUACCACACUGUUUGGGAGGUUCAGGCUUCAUGGGAGCUUUACUUGGGUAGCAUCUUGCUGUACAAGUAUGUCCUUACUCAACACUUAAUGUAGAGAAGUUUCACCAAAUAAUAUCCAAUUAGCAGAGAUUUGUGCUGAUCCAUGAUGCUGCCUUCCUAUUCUUGGAUCAAGAAAGGGCAAAUGCUCUGAACUGCCUGUGAUGCAGAGUUUUGUGUCAAAUCAUCUACCUUGACUAGAAGCCACCAUAAGACAAACUUAAGUCUAGUUCAGGGAUUGUUUCAGGGGUUCUUUUCCUACUUCCCCUCUGGAAAACAUCACAGAAUCACACAGAAUGUUAGGGAUUGGAAGGGACCUCAAAAGAUCAUCCUGAAGUAGAUAAUGGCAGGUUUUGAUGCCGUGUUUUUUCCAAUGAACCAUGCAAGAGUGACAGUGUGAACACAUCUCUUAUCCAGUUGAAAUGACAGGAGGAGUUUCAGAUUGGCAAAUGGGAAUUUCCCUGUCCCCAGCAUUUUGGGGGUCGGGAUGACACCAGGAGCUUGGUGUUGUGGCACUCAGAUGCUGUUUGUUGUCUCAGUUACUGGUCUUGAGCAAGUUGUGGAAACCACUGGGAACUCUCAGCUGUAAAAUGAGUCUAAGUCUCAUGGUUUUGAAGCUUACUCUCCAAGCUUCUUCAGAAAGCUGCAGCAAAACUUGUGGUGCUUCCAGGUAUCUUUCCGGUAGUCCUGACCUUCAGCGUUUUGAGAAUGCGAAACUCAAAGAAAAUGUUUCAUACUUCUGGUGAAUUUGUGGCUACCAGCCGUAGUGGAGUAGUUGGCAAUGAUUUCAACAAGUCCUAGUCACAGCCCAGUCUCUGCUCAAAUCCUGCAUUGUCCGUGCCCUGUAAUUUUCACUAAUUAGGUUUGUAUUUGUGACUGGCCCAGCUUGUCUCCAGCUGUGCAGGCUGCAUUCAGCCCUGCUCUGCGGCUGUCGGGGAAGAGCCCUGGGCUUGCAUCAAGCGGGAGGCAGGUCAUCAGGUCUUGCCCUGCCACCAGCCUCUACCAUGCCAGGACAUGCCAGGCAGAGGACAGCUUUGCCCCUGGGAACAUUGUACUUCAGGGGGGAAGGUUAAACCAGUUCUGUGGUAACUGUGCAAGCAAAAGCAAUUUUCUCAGUGGAACAUGGGGUUAGUGUCCAUCUGUGGACAGCAGCCCUCCUCUGAGCAAACUGAUUCUUCCUUUUAUUUUGUGGGAUUGCUCGGUGUUUGUAUGGGGUGAAAACGUGAGCUGCGUAGCCAGCUGGUACUUCAUAAAGUGACCUGAAGUGGCUGGCGUGGCUGAGGACCUUGGUAAGUGAAUUUACCUCAGGGAAAACAGUCAGCCUGGGUCUCUUGUGGCUGUUUUUGGGGGGAGCUCAGAGCCUUGAAUGCUGUGCUUUAUUCCCCCUCCUCGGCUCAUCAGUAACCAACUGUUCUAGAUUACUAUUUCUGGUAAUAAUAUGCAACUGUAGAAAAAGCAUGUGAAUUCAAGUCCAUCUUUCACCAUGGGCCUGCACUUUAAAAUGUAGUACAAGCUAUGCAAGAUCUUUCUUAAAAGAAGAGGGGAUGACCUCCAGGAGGCCGACAGUGAGAAACUAAGUGAAGGAGCUGUGUGCUGAGGAGGGCAUGGAUUCCUAUAUGGCUGUUUCACAUGCAAGAAUGUCCCAAUCUGGGAAACGUGCCAGUAAAACGUAAAAUUAAAGCUCUGUUUGGAGACUGAUCCACACAGAUAAGAGUCUGUGGCUGUUAGCUAAUAACUGCAAGAAGGGCAGUGAUAAAGACGGCAUACUUGAGGACAGGAAUUCACAGGUUCGUUCAUGCUUAACCCCAUUUGGAUGUUUUUUUCCUGCAUUAGAGAUUAACAGCUUAGAUGUUCUUGUGUUUUCAACUUCCCUGAUUGUGAGAAACAUGAUAAAGCCACUGGAAAUCUUAACAUGUGUCAUACAGAAACAUGACAGGUCCUUUCCCACUUUGUAAAGAAAACAGGAGAGGCUGUGUGGCACUGCCUGUGAACCCAGGGGUUCCUCUUUGGAUUUGGAGCAGUCACGCUGGUGUCCAGGGCCUGCUGAGGGGCAUUGUGCCUCAUACUACGACUGCCUUUGCUGUCCAAAGGGCUUGAUGUUUUGUGCAAACAGCACCUGGAUCUUCACAGCAUCCUUCUCACCCUGGGAUUGUCCUGAUGACCACAGGGACACUCACAUGGGGGGCUGGGUGUCCUCUGGGAAUACCUUCAGCAGUAACCAAGGAGCCUGCUCUGCUUAUGAUUAUAUGGUGCUUCUCCACAUCAUCUGAAAUCUUCAGAGGAUCUUCAUAUUUAGAACAAACAUAACUAUAAAAAAUGACCAAAAAAAAAAAGAGUGAAAAGUGCAGAAUGUGAACUAGACUCUUGUAGUUGUGGAAAACUAAAGGGGGGGGAGAAAGGGCAAGAAAGAGAAACUAAUUGGCAAUCUAAUUAGGAAGAAUUAAAAGCAGCUUUAAAUACAUCAGAAACUAAGAGAGUCCUCUAGCUAGUGGAAAAACAAGAUGAUGGUAUCAGUUACAACAACAGCAUAAUGCUCUGUUGUAGUAGCUUGGGAAAUUACCAAACAGCAGCUACUACAGCAGUACAGCUCUAACUUUGCUGUUCUGGCUAACUUGCUUCCAUGGAACAGUGUAUGUAACAAGUUAGACUGAAAAAAAUGUUGUGUGUUAGUCAUAAACGAGUCAGCUAGGAUCAAGUCUAAUCUGAACAAACUAGAAUAUUAAGCUACCUGAAGUCUGGUGCUAGCUUCCAGUAAAAUAAUUCAAUAGCUGAUUGAGAUUGGAUUGAUCAUCAUUUAUAGGGAUGUUAAUCGUAAUAAUCAGUCUGUACAGAUUUUUUUUUUAAUAGGUCUUUUCUAACAUGGUGUGAUUUUUCUGAUGUUGCUGUAAUUUUGCUUGAUAAAGGUAAAAGUGUUGGUAUGUCUUGUUUAAUGCACUGGAGUUGUGGUACAGGUCAUGGGAAUAAGCAGCUAGAGUGAUUCAAUGUGCGACACAUUGUUGGGGAGGGUCCAGAGGAGGCCACCAAGAUGAUGAGAAGGAUGGAACACCUCUGCUAUGAGGACAGGCUGAGAGAGUUGGGGUUGUUCAGUCAGGAGAAGAGAAGGCUCCAGAGAGACCUUAUUGCAGCCUUUCAGUACUUAAAAGGGGCCUGUAAGAAAGAUGCAGAGAGACUUUUCAGCAUGGCCUGUUACAACAGGACAUGGGAUAAUGGUUUUAAACUAAAGAAGGAGAGAUUCAGUCUAGACAUGAGGAAGAAAUUUUUAACAAAGAGGGUCAUGAAACACUGGCCCAGGUAGUCCAGAGAGGUGGUGGAUGCCCCAUCCCUGGAAACAUCCAGGGCCAGGCUGUCUGGGGCUCUGAGCAACCUGAUCUAGUUGAAGAUGUCCCUGCUCAUUGCAGGGGGGUUGGACUAGAUGACCUUUGAAGGUCUCUUCCAACCCAAACUAUCCUAUGAAUAAACAAAAACAUGACUAAAUGAGAGGUCACAGUGUGACAACAAAAGGAGAGCCAUUGCUGGUAGUGUAUUUCUAGAAGUGUUAGUUGGGACCUGUUUUUUUUGCUUGAUGCUAAUCAAGAGAUAGGUGUUGGUCACUUCUCCCAAGUAAUAACUGAUGAGAGGAAACAGCCUCAAGUUGUGCCAGGGGAGGUUUAGAUUGGAUAUUAGGAAAAAUUUCUUCACUGAAAGGAUUAUAAAGCACUGGAAGAGGCUGCCCAGGGAAGUGGUUGAGUCACCAUCCCUAGAGCUGUUUAAAAGAAGCGUAGCUGUGGAACUCAGAGACAUGGUUUACUUAUGGCACCGUGGCACUGAACAUGAAACCCCAGCUGGGCAUGGUGGUCAGAAAGUAAAUGCCGUACUUGGACACAAACGUGGAAAUCCUGAGCAGGGACAGGAGGGGGUCUGUCUCGGUGCAAGGUGCUGCUCCUGUCUGCACACGAGUGCUGCAGCCGGUGCUGCGCAGGAAUGUUGCUGAUAAGUUGGAGGGAGUUCAGGGAGGACCGUGAGAGGGGAGCGCUGCAAAAUGUGCCAUGCAGUAAAAUGAGGAGCUCAGUGUGUAAAAUAAAAGCUGGAUUUCUUCUUGUGUUUUGUUUUGUUUUGUUUUUUUCUUGCCGGAGGUACACUGUAGUUUAACCAGGAGCUCACUGAAGGAAGCGCAGUGGUGGGCUUUGUGCAGGAGGUCAGACUGCACCAUCACAAGGUCUCAUUCUCCAGGAGGGAAGAGCGGGAAAGGAAAAGCCAUUGUCUCUUCAGAGACAGAUGUCUGCAUCUUUUCCUGCUGAGGCCUUGGGGGUUGUGGACAUUGAAACUCCAGGUGCCUUGUAUGCCAGGCUUCCCAAACAGAACAUGAGUGAAAACUUGAAGGACUGUUUGAUCCAGACCCAGGCUUCCCUAGGGGAAAUGGUGACGAUAAAAACAGAGGCUUGCUCUCCACGCCGGGAACAGGAGUAUGGACAGCCUUGCUCUGGAAGGCCUGACCCACCGUCCAUGGAGGUGGAGCCCAGGAAACUGAAAGGGAAACGGGAUUUGAUCAUGACCAAGAGCUUUCAGCAAGUGGAUUUCUGGUUCUGUGAGUCCUGCCAGGAGUACUUCGUAGAUGAGUGCCCGAACCAUGGCCCCCCAGUGUUCGUGUCUGACACCCCAGUACCCGUUGGCAUCCCUGACCGGGCAGCGCUGACCAUUCCACCUGGAAUGGAGGUGGUGAAGGAGCCCAACGGUGAGAACGACGUGCGCUGUAUGAACGAGGUGAUCCCCAAAGGUCACAUCUUCGGGCCGUACGAGGGGCAGAUCUCUAGCCAGGACAAGUCCGCAGGAUUCUUCUCGUGGCUGAUAGUUGAUAAGAACAACCGCUACAAAUCCAUCAAUGGGACGGAUGAAACCAAAGCAAACUGGAUGAGGUACGUGAUCAUCUCUCGGGAGGAGAGGGAGCAGAACCUGAUGGCCUUCCAGCACAGCGAGAGGAUUUACUUCCGUGCCUGCCGUGACAUCCACCCUGGGGAGAAGCUGCGGGUCUGGUACAGUGAGGAUUACAUGAAGCGGUUGCAUUGUAUGUCCCAGGAGACCAUCAACAGAAAUCUCACAAGCGGAGAUAAAAAGUUGCAGAGGGAAAAGUCAGAAAAGAAUGUGGAAAAUCAAGAAGAUGCAAGAGGGCCGCUCCAGCUCACCCCAUUAAAGCAAGGGAAGAGUCCCUAUAAGCGCAGCUGUGAUGAGGUGGAAUCCCAUUCACAAACAAAGAAAAAAAAGAUUGACCUCAUCUUCAAGGAUGUCCUGGAGGCUUCCUUGGAGUCCGCCAAAUUUGAAGAGAACCAGUUAGCAACGAGUACGCCGCAUUCCAUUAGAAAAGCAUCUAAAUACCAGGCUGAAGACAUCUUUGAGAGGUGUGGCAGUGCCAUGCAGGAUGGCUCCCUGAACCUCAGCAGAAUCCGGAGUGAGGGGGAAUGGAAAGUCCCCCACGGUUCCUCUUUCAGCUUAGCCAAAGAUGUGGGCAUCCUUGAAGAUGAGGAAGAAGAACCCCUGUCACUCAAAGCAGACAGCCCAACUGAGCUGUCACUGGCUUCUGCACAAGGUGACUCCCAUGAAAUCCCCACCACCUCCUUCUGCCCCAACUGCAUCCGGCUGAAGAAGAAGAUCCGGGAGCUGCAGGCCGAGUUAGACAUGCUGAGAUCUGGGAAGUUACCUGAGCCACCGGUGCUACCGCCCCAGGUACCUGAGCUCCAAGAGUUCUCGGACCCCACAGCUUCAGAAAGCAUCAUCUCAGUUCCCACCAUCAUGGAAGACGAUGACCAAGAGGUGGAUUCUGCGGAUGAGUCGGUGUCCAAUGACAUGAUUGCUGCUACAGACGAACCUUCCAAGAUGUCUUCUGCGACGGGCCGGAGGAUACGGCGGUUCAAGCAAGAGUGGCUUAAAAAGUUUUGGUUUCUGCGGUACUCCCCAACAUUGAAUGAAAUGUGGUGUCACGUCUGUAGGCAGUACACAGUGCAAUCCUCUCGGACUUCAGCCUUCAUCAUUGGCUCAAAGCAGUUCAAGAUACACACAAUAAAGCUUCACAGCCAGAGCAACCUCCACAAGAAGUGCCUGCAGCUUUACAAGCUCAGGAUGCACCCAGAGAAGACAGAAGAGAUGUGCCGAAAUAUGACCCUGCUCUUCAAUACAGCCUACCACUUGGCCCUGGAGGGAAGGCCCUACUAUGACUUUCGGCCUCUGGCAGAACUACUGAGAAAGUGUGAACUCAAGGUGGUGGAUCAAUAUAUGAAUGAGGGAGACUGCCAAAUCCUAAUCCACCAUAUCGCCCAGGCUCUUCGAGAGGACCUGGUUGAACGCAUCCGACAGUCUCCCUUCCUCAGCAUCAUUCUGGAUGGGCAGAGCGAUGACUUGCUUGCAGACACAGUUGCGGUUUAUGUCCAGUACACGAGCAGUGAUGGGCCUCCAGCAACUGAAUUCCUGUCUCUUCAGGAACUGGGCUUUUCUACAACAGAAAGUUACCUCCAAGCGUUAGACAGAGCUUUUUCCAGCCUGGGAAUACGACUGCAGGAUGAGAAGCCAACUAUUGGCUUGGGAGUUGAUGGUGCUAACAUUACUGCUAGCCUGAGAGCCAACUUGUUCAUGACAAUCAGAAAGACCUUGCCCUGGCUUCUCUGCCUGCCCUUUAUGGUGCACAGGCCUCACUUGGAAAUUUUGGAUGCUAUCAGUGGGAAGGAACUGCCGUGCCUGGAGGAGCUGGAAAACAAUUUGAAGCAACUGCUCAGUUUCUAUCGUUACUCUCCCCGACUCAUGUGCGAGUUGAGGGUCACUGCUGCCACUCUGUGUGAGGAGACUGAGUUCCUGGGAGACAUUCGAGCAGUGAAGUGGAUCAUUGGGGAGCAGAAUGUGCUCAAUGCUCUAAUCAAGGACUAUCUUGAGGUUGUGGCCCACCUCAAAGAUGUCAGUGGACAGACCCAACGGGCGGAUGCUUCCGCCAUUGCCUUGGCCCUCCUGCAGUUCUUGAUGGACUACCAGUCGAUUAAACUCAUCUACUUCCUGCUGGAUGUGAUUGCUGUGCUGUCACGCCUCGCCUACGUCUUCCAAGGGGAGUACCUUCUUGUGUCACAGGUGGACGAUAAAAUAGAGGAGGCCAUCCAGGAGAUCAGCCGGCUAGCAGACUCGCCUGGGGAGUACUUGCAGGAAUUUGAGGAAAACUUCCGUGAAAGCUUUAAUGGCAUUGCUGUGAAAAACCUACGGGUGGCUGAAGCCAAAUUCCAGUCGAUCAGAGAAAAGAUCUGCCAGAAGACCCAGGUGAUCCUAGCCCAAAGGUUUGAUUCCCGUAGCAGGACAUUUGUGAAGGCCUGCCAGGUAUUUGACCUUGCAGCCUGGCCCAGAAGCACUGAUGAGCUCAUGAGCUAUGGGAAGGAGGAUAUGGUACAAAUAUAUGAACACCUGGAGACGGUCCCAUCAUUUUCCAGAGAGGUUUGCAGAGAGGGGAUGGACACCCGAGGGAGUCUGCUGAUGGAGUGGCGAGAACUCAAGGUGGAUUAUUAUACCAAAAACGGUUUUAAAGACUUGCUCAGUCACAUUUGUAAAUACAAACAGAGAUUCCCCCUCCUAAAUAAAAUAGUUCAGAUCCUCAAGGUCCUUCCCACCUCAUCAGCCUGCUGUGAGAAGGGGCGCACCGCCCUGCAAAGAGUGCGCAAAAACAACCGCUCCCGACUCACGCUGGAGCAGCUCAGUGAUCUUUUGACAAUUGCCGUGAACGGGCCACCCAUUGCCAACUUUGAUUGCAAGAGAGCACUAGAUAGUUGGUUCGAAGAGAAGUCAGGCAAUAGUUACGCACUGUCAGCAGAAAUGCUGAGCAGGAUGUCGUCUCUUGAUCAGAAGCCAAUGUUGCAGAGCAUGGACCAUGGCUCUGAGUUCUACCCAGAUAUUUAGGAAGGAAUGCCUCAGAUCAGAAAGCUGUUGAAUAAUUUUUUUAAAUCUAUACUCUAAACUUUGAUAUAUUAUAUAAAAUAUAUAUAUAUAUAUUAUAUAUAUUAAGGAAAAACCCACACUGAAAAUUUAAAAGUUAAGACGAUGUGCGUCUGAUAGAAGCUAAGCAGAAUUUUAAAGAUUGAGACAAUAUUUAGACAUUCACUGGUGUCUCCAACCAUGGCAGCUGCAGUGUAGGUGGCAACAUUUUGUUCUUUAGAAGCAUGUGCUGGGGCCAUACUCUACAUGUUCAAACCUAAUGAUCUAUAAGCUAGACGACGGGUCUUUGUCAGCCUCAUCCUCCCGGCGGUUUCCUUUGAAUGUGUGUUGUUGGUCUGUUGGGUUGUUUUCUGUGUUGUUUUGUUUUGGGGUUGUUUGUUUGUUGGUUGGUUUUUAUUAUUUUCUUUUUCCCUCAGUUUUAAUCUCUGCCUCUCUUUCCAUUGUUCAGUCCAGUUAUUGAGCCAUUUGAACCUUUUGUUGACGACCGUCACAUUUCUGAUUCCCGACAGAGCAUCCCGUGCGUUUCUGUUGCCCCUGUCUCUCCAGCUCUACCCAGUUUCCUUUGCUCAAGUGGGGGUUUUCUUCACUCACAGAGCUUACUGGCAGGAGGGGAGGGCUGGGGCAUGAUUUUGGGGUUUUCUUCUGAUUUAGAAACAAAUGCCUCCACUAAACUGUGAUGCCCCUUUUCUCAGUUCUCCUUACUUCUGGGCUGUAGAGUAAUACUUGGCUUUCAGCUCCUUUUAUGAUAACCGUAGUACCAGUCUAUCAUCCAUAUAUUGUAACAUGAUGUCAUGUGCAGACUAUAAAAUAGCAAAAUAGAGAAGGCAGGGGGAAAUUUUUGCAUUUAUAUUUUUAUAUUGUAGGAGAUAAAUAUAUAUAUAUAUAUAUAUAUACAACUAUUCAUUCAAAACCAGGGCUGCUGUGGAAGCUAGACAGCCAAUGAGUCAAGAGCCCUCUCUGGGUGGAGAUUCAAAGGCUUAAAAAAUUAUAUUCUAAUUUACAUUAUUUAUACUAUGUCUUUAUAAUCCUAGAUUGUUGUGGGUUUUUUGUUUUGUUUUGUUUUGAUUGGAAUGACUGAAAAAAAAAAAAACCUGCUGCGGUUUGGUGGCAGGAGCUAUCAAUGCAAGAUUAUCUUGGAUUUUAUUCAUGUGAUGAUGUCCUAUAAAGGUUCAUGUAUUCUCUUCUGACCAAGGUAACAUGUUCCACAGCACAGCAGACUGAUGACAGCAGGAAGAAGGGAUGCUUGGCUUCUUCCUGCAAAAUAUUUCUUCCUUUCUUGAAGGGAUGUGGAGUCCAGCUGACAUGUGAAUGGGGGACUUGCACCUUCCAUCACAAAGAGAUUGUUCUGUGGGCUUGGGGUUCUUCUUUGUUUUAUUCUUUUAAAGUAAAUGAGCUCCAGCCAUUCACACAAUAUCACUUCAGGUUAGAAAAAAAAAAAAAAAAAAGGCAACCAAAAAAAAACAAAAACAAAAACAAAAACGCAAAAAAAGGUGCAAAAACUCCACAGAUGCUAGUGCCUUGCCCCGCUGAUGUGGCAUGGACAGCACCAACCUGACCAGACCAUCGUGGAAGUGAGAACCUGUUGUCCAGAAGGUAUCUGAGCCAACAUGUUCUAACUUCUCAGAGGGACGAGCUUUGUGCCAAGCUGUGUUGUUUGGAAACAUGAUGGUGGUAUCAGCAACACUGAACCUUUCCUUUCUCCUGUUAUACCCUUGCCCUUGGUCUUGGUGCUAAGAUAUCUCUAGAACCGUUGCUGCUAGUUGAUAGCUUUUCAUUUAUAUAAAUAUAUAUAUAUAUAAUAUUA
Molecule: messenger RNA, 19698 nt
Organism: Columba livia (rock pigeon)
Lineage: Eukaryota; Metazoa; Chordata; Aves; Columbiformes; Columbidae
Gene: PRDM11
Product: PR/SET domain 11
Exons: 8
Coding region: 14217-17858 (1213 amino acids)
Biological process (GO): regulation of transcription by RNA polymerase II
Cellular component (GO): nucleus
Molecular function (GO): RNA polymerase II cis-regulatory region sequence-specific DNA binding; DNA-binding transcription factor activity, RNA polymerase II-specific; protein binding
Source: RefSeq, a predicted model, not a curated record